CCGGCAGCGCCCUCCCCGCCGGCCCGGGGGGGGGCGCGGCUGCGGCGGGAGGCGGCGGCAGCGCAGCCGCGCGGAGCGGCGCGGAGGGGCGCGGAGCCGGGCGGCAGGUAAAAGAUGGAAGAAGCAUCGGCCAUGCUUCGCAGCAAACCUCACAUAACCUGCGAUGUGAACUGAAGCAGAAAGCAAAGGCGAGACAAAGCAGCAUCUGACCUUGUCACUGGGGGGCAGAAAACAGCCACUGGCUGCUGCUGGUUUUACUGGUGCUUCAAUCAAGCUCCCUGUGGAAUUGCAGAUAGCUCAGAAAGUGCAAGUUCUUUCCAGGUCCGUGGGGUGAAUAAAAAUUGUUAACCCUUGGCUUGAUUUGUCAUCCUUUGGGGGAGAAAAAAAAAAAAAGUAAUGUCAGACUGGCAAUUAAAUAGUCGUGCUGUUAGACCGAGCGCAACUUGAAGUGGGUUGCUCCGGAGGUGAGAGUGACUCUGGCCAGUAAAGCCAAGAAGCCUGUUCAACUGCAUGUCUACCCGGGAUUCCUUGGAGAGGUGAUCAAGUGAGUAAUAAGACAAAGUGGGAGUUAUAAAGCGGAUGCGAUAGCUUCAGCAGGACUUCUCUUCACUGCCACAUCCGCUCAUUAAAAAGCAACUAACGUUAUUUUGAAAACAGUUUGAGGAAAAAAUGCACUUUGAGCAUCUCUGCAGUUCUUGUGUCUGAUGCAUUAAUCCAGAAAAUCGGUAAUAUAACACAAACGAAGGAGAGGAGCGAAUAUGGUGAAGGCAGCUAAGGAAAUUCAAAUGGAGAGCCCAAGAGAGGCAGAGACUCACAGCACAGGGGCAACGUGCUCCCCCUCGGAGGAACAGGCAGAAAAACCCUCCAUGCUCUGUUUUAAGAAGCGGAAGAAGUCCUGUAAUAAGGGGCUGACCGAGAAGGAUGCGUGCGAAGGAGCCUCGGAGGAGAAAAGCCAAUGCAUCAGCGCUGACCAAGGGGAGGCGAAAGUUUCUACUCAAUCGCGAUCCUCCAAAGGAGCCUGGGCAGCCAUCAAAAACCUCGCAAGACCUCGGAGAAGGCAGAAAUCCUCUUCGCGGAAGAAGGUGCCCUCCGAUUCCCAAGUGCAGCUGGAGAUGGAUGCUGAGGAUGGCUGUGCACAAGGCUUCCCGAAGAAACGGGCGAGCUCUGGGGUGAAGAUGCCCUGUGUACGGUUCUCCAGAGGCAAGAAAAAACCCAGCCCCUCUGAAGCGGUGGAGGAGUCGGAGGACAGUGUUCAAGCAAACGAAGUGAUGGGCAUUUUGAAUAAAGCUAUUGAAGAGCCGGAGGAUUUGGCCCCGACGGACAAGUCUGAAUCCUUCAGCCCGGUCUCUGCGGAGGAGGACCAGGAUACGGCGAAGGAAAGUGCCAGCUCUGUUGGGAAGAGUGAGCCCUUGACAGAGCCCACACCUGAUGCAGAGGAACAUACGGAGCACACCGCUCAGUCGGAGAUAACCGAUUCAGAGACAGUUAGUGAAACAGCCCAGGAAAAACUGCAGGAGGGGAGCCUACCCCAAACCACAGUCCAUGCGGAAGGCGGGGAGGUUGCUCCCGAAGCGCCCGUUUCCAAGGAUCAACCCGACAGCUCCCCUGAAACCACUGAGCUGCAGGAAAUCCCUAAUACCUGCCAAGAGCUGCCUGAAGGGGAUGAAUCAGAAAAGAGCAUAAAUCUUCCUGAGGAGCUCAAAGCCGAAGAAACUGUAAUGGAUUUCAGUCAGUCGGCGUUUAAAGAUGAUGCAAUGAGCGUGCAGGGCUGCUCCAGCCAUCAGGUGACAUUAGAAGCACACACGGGCGCUGGCGUCGGCAUCGUCAUCACCGUCACCGAAGCUGAGGACUCUGACAACACCGACUCUGACCAGGCCUACGAGCCGUCCCCGGUUUUGCACCGAAAUAAGCAAAAAGGGAAUAAAAAAUCAAGCGGGAGCUUUGAUUUUGGUAAAAAAGAGGGCCCCGAGGCUGGCGGUGCUCCCCAGGCAGAGGAGAAGGGUCCGGGCGACCAGGGGCACAGAACUGGGGAGCAGUACGAAUUGCUCCUCAUAGAAACCGCCUCUUCCCUCGUGAAGGCGGCCAUUCAGUCGUCCAUAGAGCAGCUGGUCAACGAAAUGGCCCUGGAACAGAAUAAACACAACAGUUUUCUGUGAUGGCAGCGAUGCCCCCAAAAUAAAAGAGUACAGGGAGUGAUUUAAAGCUCCAUUUGGCCUGGGGGGUGUGUGGAGAGCUCGAAGGGCUCCCAGGGCCGAGGUGUAGUUAAUUCUGCAUGCCCGUUCAGUUGUGUGUUUAUGUGAAAUGGAUCCUGGGACGUGGGGCAGACCCUGCUACAUACAGCGUGUCCCCUGGGGCUGGGGCUUCAGACAGUGCCGUCGACCUCAGCUGCGGAAAAAUGAAGGCGUUGCAGCAACUGUGUUUUCGUUUAUUGGCAUCCGUAUGUCAAGGCCACGUUUCUGCCGUCACCCAUGCCAGGUUUCCUGGCUCUUCGUGCUGUAGAUCUGUGUAUACCGUGGGUUUAGCGAAAGGUCCCGAGAGGCGGUGAGUGCCCGACCCACUGCUGGGCUGGAUUCGGGGCACGUCAGAUGCGGCUGGAGGUUUGCCUUGGGGUUCAGCGAAGACAAGGGAGGGUAAAGUGACUGCAAUGUUGACGUGAAGAUGUCAAUGCCAGACAGGCUCAGGCUGGUAUUUAGUAUUGCAAACAGGUACUCGCUACGUACAGAUGCCAGAAACCGUGGUCACCCCUGCUGUCGCAUUGCAUGAAGCCGGAUGGUUGCAGCGAGCGGUGUUUUUCAUUUGGCCUCUUCCCCUGUCACAAGCAGCCUGUGCAUUUCCAGACACGUUAAAGCACAGCAUCAGCCGCUCGCCUCGCUGACCCCGGGCUGCACGAAUGCCAAGAAAACGACAGCGCUUCAUUUGCCGGGGGGCCGUUCUCGCACCAUUAAGCUCAACGGGCAAAAUUCCCAGCAGCAUCGGCAGCGUGGGCUGGGCGGGAGCGUGCCUGCUGCGGGCAGCCCCUCUCCUUCCUUCACCUUCCCGCGUCCCAGUCACGAUGUCGUGGUGAAGCUGUCCUCGGAUGUAGCAUAUUUUUGAUAUAUGGCAUGUGAUAUAAAUAGCAGUGAGCUGCAUGCGUGUUAGCAGUCAACUAUUGCCUCGGUGUUGACAUAGUUUGGGUAGCUGCGAUGUGGUGCCGGCGCUGGAAUUGCUUUGAUUUGGUCUGAGUGCUGCUGGCGUCCCUGGGUGCUGGCGGCAGCCUGUCCCACACGGCCCCCCCCCUCGCUGC
Harpia harpyja (harpy eagle) is the source of this 3283-nucleotide messenger RNA. RefSeq names its product A-kinase anchoring protein 5 (gene AKAP5). The transcript has 2 exons. Gene Ontology annotation, biological process: positive regulation of adenylate cyclase activity. Bases 759 to 2156 code for a protein of 465 amino acids. NCBI's taxonomy places the organism in Eukaryota, Metazoa, Chordata, Aves, Accipitriformes, Accipitridae. The record is from RefSeq and is a predicted model, not a curated record. Gene Ontology annotation, cellular component: dendrite membrane; dendritic spine; postsynaptic density. Gene Ontology annotation, molecular function: molecular adaptor activity; beta-2 adrenergic receptor binding; glutamate receptor binding.